UAGGACAGGUUUCGUUUCGGACCUUCACGAAACAAUGGUUUUAAAGCGCCCAGGACUAUAUUACAGCUGUUAUUAAUUUAAAGCAAGCCAGCUGUGGUUGUAGAAUCUCGAUUAGAGAAAAGAGUGAAUCAAAACUGACUGAUGGAGAGCUAUCUUGAUCGAUAAAGAUGGAGCAGCAUGAAAACAACCAGACCACACAGGUACCAGAUGUCAGGACGAAAACCUGCCAGUCGCCUAGCCUUCACCAGAACGAUAAAGUACUGUAUCGGAAUGAACCGAAGAAAGAUAAUAUCACUUGCCAUCAUUGUGGAAAACGUUUUACAAAACAAGGAAGCCUUAAGCAGCACAUGAGAAUCCACACUGGAGAGAAACCGUUCACCUGCCCUCAGUGUGGAAUGAGUUUCAGAUUGAAACAAAGCCUUGAUGUUCACAUCAGAAGUCACACCGGAGAAAACCCUUUCAACUGCUCAGAGUGUGGAAAGAGUUUCACAGCCAAACAAAGCCUUAAAAUCCACAUUAAAAUUCACACUGGAGAGAAGCCUUUCACCUGCCCCCAGUGUGAGAUGAGCUUCUCGCUACAAGAAUACCUUAAACGCCACAUAAGAACACACACCGGAGAGAAGCCGUUCACCUGCUCUCAAUGUGGAAAGAGAUUCAGAUUGAAACGAAGCCUUGACAGUCACAUGAGCGAUCACACUGGAGAGAAGCCUUUCACCUGCCCUCAAUGUGGAAAGAGUUUUACAGUAAAACAAAACCUUGAAAAUCACAUGAGAAUUCACACUGGAGUGAGGCCAUUCUCCUGCCCCAAGUGUGGAAAGAGAUUCACAGUGAAACAAAGCCUUGAUAAUCACAUGACCAUUCACACUGGAGAAAAGCCGUUCACCUGCCCUCAAUGUGGAAAGAGUUUCGCUGUAAAACGAAACCUCGAGUAUCACAUUAGAAUUCACACUGGAGAGAAGCCUUUCGUCUGUCCUCAAUGUGGGAACAGUUUCGCAAUGAAAAACAACCUUGGGAGACACAUGAAACUUCACAUUGGAGCAAAGCCUUUCACCUGCUCCGAGUGUGGAAAGAGUUUUGCAGUGAAAUAUGGCCUUGAGAUUCACAUGAGAAUUCACACCGGAGAGAAGCCUUUCAUCUGCUCUGAUUGUGGAAAGCGUUUCACAGUGAAGCAAAGCCUUGAGAGUCACAUGAGAAGUCACAUUAGAGAGAAGUCUUACAGCUGCUCAGAGUGUGGAAUGAGUUUUACAGUAAAACGAGGCCUUGAGAGACACAUGAGGACUCACACUGGUGAAAAGCUUUUCAUCUGCCCCCAGUGUGCGAAGAGCUUCACGCAACAUGGACACCUUAAACGUCACAUGAGAAUUCAUACUGAAAAGAAACAGAGUGGGGGAAUCUCUUCCUCCGCCUGUGUGCAGCAUCCAUCAGAAUGAAGUCACUGCAGUCAUAGUGUAUCAGAAACCCUACCAGCUAUCAGAGGAGAGAGAUUUAGUCAAUAUUUUAUAUAAUUAGAAAGCUGGUGUGUGGUGGGCGUUCUGGCGCAAUAUGGC
Pimephales promelas (fathead minnow) is the source of this 1547-nucleotide messenger RNA. RefSeq lists its product as uncharacterized. Gene Ontology annotation, molecular function: RNA polymerase II cis-regulatory region sequence-specific DNA binding; DNA-binding transcription factor activity, RNA polymerase II-specific. Lineage: Eukaryota; Metazoa; Chordata; Actinopteri; Cypriniformes; Leuciscidae. The record is from RefSeq and is a predicted model, not a curated record. Gene Ontology annotation, biological process: regulation of transcription by RNA polymerase II.